This is a messenger RNA of Penaeus indicus, 8747 nucleotides long. RefSeq lists its product as uncharacterized. Gene Ontology annotation, biological process: protein linear polyubiquitination; proteasome-mediated ubiquitin-dependent protein catabolic process. Gene Ontology annotation, cellular component: ubiquitin ligase complex. Gene Ontology annotation, molecular function: ubiquitin-protein transferase activity; ubiquitin binding. The record is from RefSeq and is a predicted model, not a curated record. The transcript has 13 exons. NCBI's taxonomy places the organism in Eukaryota, Metazoa, Arthropoda, Malacostraca, Decapoda, Penaeidae. Bases 436 to 8229 code for a protein of 2597 amino acids.
CCACCACACUCUCACAUGUACACAUAUACACACAGAAGCUAUGAAUAACGAACAUACACCUCAUCCAACAUCGAAACAGAAAAGAAGUGUAAAUAUAUAUUUCCCCUAAACUCUGUAAGCAUGUGUGUCGCGGCCAUGAGAACCGGCGACUCUGCGAUCUGGUUAGAUGCCAUACCCGCAAAUGGUUCCAUAGUCAACAUCACUUAAACAGGACAGAAGUUAUCUGAAUUUGGACCAUCAGUCAGCACCCAGCAGGACUCCAUUGCCAAUUCUUAGAUAGGCUAUAAACUGCUUUUGUGUUAUGAUAAGACGCAAGGAAUUUGAAUAGUUUUGGGCACAUGUCGGCGAAGUUACGAGAGAUGUUGUGCAGAACUGCCUUGCAAUUAAGGCUCAGAACUGGAGAGUAACGGGGAUGUGGUCACCUCUUUGGCUAGAAUGGAAAGCAAACACAAGAAAAAGGGUGAUGCCGCAGUGGGCGCUGGCAGUAGCAAUAGUUCUGUUUCUGUCACCAGUACACACACUUCUGUUGACUCACGUACUUCAACAGUCUGUUCUUCAUCUCUCACCUGCUCAACAGUCACAAGUAAGAAGGAAUUUCUGGAUGGGAGACUUACACAAACCGGGGCUCAGGACACCUCUCGAAAUAAUAUUGACCAAGAGGGAAACAGAGGUAAUGUCAGGUUAGAAAGAACGGCAGGCGAUGGGACGCAAGUAGGAAUCAGUGACUCAGGACGAGCGAAAAGCGAAGUUAAAGAUGUCAGUAAUCGAGGUACACACGCUUACCCUGGCGAAUCACCACUUAGGAAAUCCACUUCCCCCUCAGGGAUGCCUUCGCCUGAGAGCGUGUUACGGAGGGGCCAGCAUGGAGAACCUGGUAUCCAGACUCCCUUUUCCCCGCUCCGGUGUGAAGGACAGACGAACACUGGUGAAAGGAUUGGUGCAACUAAGACGAGUACUGCUCCCGGUGAUAUGGGCAAAUUAUCUAGUCAGUAUGCAGCACGACAGAAACAAAAAUCCAAUGGCUUUCUAAAUAUAUUCAAAUGGUUUAGAAAUCGAGACAAGAGAAGGUUUGGUUCUGUUGACAAGAUUAGCAUUAACAGCAGUGAAAGUCUCAGUAGCUUAACCAGUGCGACAAGUAGUUUUGCUUACAUACCAAUUAUGAGAAGCAAAAGUGCUGGUAACCAGAAGGAAAUUUUAACCCCUUGCAGUAUCCAAUCUCAGGCUGUUACUUCACGCAAAUAUAAACUUUUUUCCAAAGAAUCUUCUCUGAGCAGAUUAAAAUCAGACUCCAAAAGAAACAGUCGAGUCUCUGCCAUAAGUGGUUCGUCAGUCGAUUCAUCCGUGAGAGAAGGCUCGUCAAGACCAUCAUCUAUGCGAAAGAAGAGGCCAGCCCCCCAGCCUCCCGGAUCCCCUAAGUCAAGUGAAUCAGGGUCACUUAAAAGCUACACCAGUUUACCUUCCAGGGACCUCAUACCAGUUACUGGUUCUACGGCAGAGGUUCCGGAAGGGAGAAGGCUACAGAAAUCAAAAAGUGAAGGGCUAAUUUGCAGGAAAACCAAAAGAAGAGCUCCACCUCCACCAGUGCAAGCAGUCGCUCAGAGAUUUCAAGAAGAGAAUCAGAAUAAAAGAGCAGAAUCUGAGAAAGGAGCGAAACUCCACUCUGCUGACGGGUCUAGCUCAGGUGAUCGACCAACAGAUAGUGUUUCUAGUACCAGUUCAUUGUCUCAGUCCUUAUCAUCCAUUUCCACACUUCAGUCCCACAGCAGCAGUGCGAAUUCUGCUCUCCACAGCACCGUAAGAUCUACAUCAAGCUCGUGUGUCUCUGAUGACAGUAAAUCCACUCUCACACCUCGUCCUUGGUAUAAGAGGAAAAAGAAGGAAAAUGACAGUAAAGAUCCUAAGACCUCGAUGAAAAAGGAAAAAGUCUAUGAUACCUGGAUGCCUGAAAUCCAGUUUUCACGGAAACUAAACCUUACAGGAACUUUUCAGAAAAACAAAAAUAAAAAUGAUGCCAAAGAAUCUCCCACAAAAACAAAAGAAGAAGAAAAGAAAGAAAAGAGGCAGUCACAAGUCUCUCUGUUAGCAAGCAUAAGUGAGCUGGACAGAGCUGCUUCAGAACAAAUGCAACGAGAAUUAGAGGAAAAGAGGGCACAGAAAGCUGAUUACGAUAGUAAGUUUUAUAAAGCAAGUGAACCACGUAUUCUAACACAAAGGGAUUUCUUGCCCAGACAACAAGAACAUUCUGGUUCAACUGGGCAAGAAGAACCUGGACCUUCAAGGUUAUGGUAUAUGGGAAGAAAUGAAAACCAAGACAACUACCAUAAAAAUGAACAAGUUGGUACUCUACCCGAGAGCUACUCCAAGCAGUCUACGCUCAGAGUGGAGAGAAUUAAUGGUAAUCAUUCCUUAGACGACAACUGCAGUGGGAACGACUUAUUCCCUCUUGAUUUAGAAAGUCUGCGAAAUUCUCUGGAAUGUGAUAGCUUACCUGAUUUAUUUACAGGCAGUCCAGAGCCACCUAGUUCACCUGGUCGAGCACGGGAAUCACCCUUGCAGAGAGCUGUCAUUGAUGCUGAGUUAUUCUAUCAGCUUGCCAAAGACUCAAGAACCUCUGUUGAUGUUAAGCCUAAAAACUCGCCAAAUGCUUUACGUCGAAUGGAAAACAGGAAGCAGACAAGGACCGAGGAGAGUGAAGAAGAAAACACUGGGCUAGACUUGUCCGAUGUGUUUGGUCCUUUUCGCAGACAGAGUAAGAAUUUUGGACUCAGAAUGAAUAAUUUCUUUUCCCCUGAUGUCUCUACUAUUCUGGAAACAUCUGAAUCUAUGACAUCGACUGCAACAACACCAGGGGAUGAAAUAUAUGAGGAUGUGUCCAUGCCAAUGUCAGUUAUUGGGAGAAGAAAACCUGAAUCAAUACAUGAAGAGGCGAUCAGUGAAGCAAAUUAUGAAUUCCGGUUGAAUUCCUCCGAUGCCAGAGAGAUCAUACAGGAGAUUGCAGAAGUGCGAGAAGAAAUUGAAAACAUCAGGAAACAGGAAGAAGAAGAAGCUAUAAGAUAUUCAGAUAAGAGGAAAGCAAACAAGAUAAAAGCAGAAUUAUCAUUUUUCAGAGACAGAGAGUGUUUUGAUUUCUGGCAGGGCAAAGCAACCGCCAGUAACGUUCCGCCAAUGCCCAUUGAAAUUAAUGAAAACAAUGAACGCAAAUUAAAGUGGGUCUGUGAAACCUGCACACUAAUAAAUCUUCCAUGGAGACUACAGUGUGAGGCUUGCAUGAAGAGAAGACCAUCAAAUCCAAAACGAGUCGAUGAAGAUGGAAACUCAGUGUCAUCGGAGCAUCUGAGUUCCCCUCACACAGGCUCAAGUGAGAGUCCAGUAACAGUGAUUCACGAUGAUGGUGUGAACAUAAGGACAGCAAAUAUCACCGGAGAAGCUGGAUGCAUUGAGGGAUUAUCACCUACUAGAGACCAGGAUCCUACAGGGAAAAACAGAAAGGACAUCAAUUGGGAAGUAGAGCUACAGAAAUAUUUCAGAACUUUUGAUGAACAUGUAAGGAACCAGAAUGACACAACAGAUGAAGGUGAAUAUCGUUCAGUUUCAGAAGAUGUAAAUCUACCACAAGCAGAGGCAUCAUAUAGUAAAAUUUCAAAAAAUGGUAAAAGCACCCAGAAUGCUUUUUCUGCCUCAGGCUCAGCGGAAAAGCAUCAGGGUGCAAAACCAAAGACAAAGAAAUUUGGAAGUGCUUUCACCGAAGAGGAGAUAAGGGCGUCCUAUGAAUUGUUUAACAUGAAAGUAAAUGCUAGUGGACAUGCUUUAAAGGAUUUAGAUAUAGAUGAAGUUAGAAAAUUAAGACUCGCUAAAUUUCAAGAAGGAAGCGCGUCUGUACCAGUGACCAACGAGGCAAAUAUCACUGAUCAGGAAGUUAAAAAAAACACCAAAGAAAAAAAGAAGACCAAGAAUAAAACUAAACACAAAAAUACUGAGGAAGAAGGGUGUAGCUCAAAAAACAAUGAUCAGAAUGUUGCCCAAAAUUCCCAAGAAAGUCCAAGAAGCGAGGAGAAAAGCAAGACACCGGAGGAAGCGGACAAAACCUUCUAUGCCAAAAGCUACACCAAACCUCAGGUACUGAAACCUAGCGGUGCCGUUAGGAGUGCGAUUAGUGUUUUCAAUCAGAUGGACCAGAUAUACCAAAUAAGCAAAGAAAAGCCAAAAGUUACUCGCAGAAGAUCAUUUGGAAACGUCAGCGGUAGGGCGCAGUUAUUCGAAAGUCUCAACUCGGGAAGCAACAGCCCAGAACUCCCGAGGUCGCAGAAGAUGAUGAAGGAAGUUCCUAAACCUUAUCAGAAAGUAGAAAUAUUGAAAGACAAGGACAUUGUUUCUGCCAUUGCGAAAUUUGACGAAAUGGCAGCCAUGGCGGAAAUAGAGAAAAUAGAUAAGCAGAGAGUGAAGUAUGAAACCCCCAAGAAAAAGCCAUGGGUUCCAAGUGUAUUCUCAGUAACUACCACAAAAACAUCGACCUCUGUAACGAACACGACAUCCAAUACAAAUUUCCAAAACACCACAGUCCAGACUAAUAAUACAAAGUGUAGUGUAGCUUCCUCGAGCAAUCUUGAAAAUACAGUUUCAGAAAGUUCAGACGCUCUAAUCAAAGGAGGAAUUCUUUUCACUGAACAAAGGAAGCGGUCAAUGUCCAUAGGUUCAGGAACUUUUGAACUAAUUGAAGCCAAAGAUUUUGAGAAUAUUGAAGCUCAGCACAGUGAAUCCUUAUUAUCUGCAGCCAGUGGCAUAUCAGAACUCCCUAGUGCCUCGGCUGAUACUAGCGCCACCAAUGGGCCCACAACAGUCUUAAAUCCCAUAGCAGAACAAACCUCCCAUUCUAAUACAGUAGCUUUAGUCCCCAAAUCAGAAAGCGUGGGUGAAUGGAAGAGAGAUAUAGAGAAUAAAGAAUUGGAGAGACUGAGUCAUCAGCUUACAGGCCCAGACGGCAUUGCUACCUUCAAAGCCAAUUUGAAGGUCGAAGAGCAAUCCCUGGGCCACACCAACACCCUGAACAUCAACCGCCUCCUGAAGAAACUCGAAACGGCCAUCUCCCGGGGCGACCACGCCAAGGCAGCCCAACUCGCGCACGAACUCGCCGAGCUCAAAAUAUCCUGCUCCGUAAUACGCAACAAGAGGAAUACAAGUAAUGAGAGCACAGUCAGUCAAGAUGACGCGUCCGUCGUGUCGUUUAAGACAACCCAGUCUACUGUCAGGCCGAAUACUCUGGCAUUUGAAGAGCGAAAUGCGCUUUCCGUACUUCAUCCGAACGCCGAGUCUAUUGAGGCUACGACGCCGUCCAACGUGUCCGAAUGCUUCUACGAUGCUUCGGAGCGCUUCGAGAACGAGAACAUCGAUUCGAAUGAUUAUAUAUAUGAAUAUGAGAAUGAUGACUUCGUAUCUCAAGUGGACGCACCGUCAGCUUUCCUUCCCGACGUGAGGAAGGGAGAUAACAAACCAUCGGAAGUUGUAAAUAAGGAAAAGACAUCGCCAGUAUCAGCUCCCCCGUCGACGCCAGCCCAGGUCGAAGCCGCGUCGAAUGCGAGUCCGACGCCCAGCCGGAGGGAAGUCCGCGUCGACCCUGCGAGGAGAGAAGUCAAGUCGGACAACAUCAGCAAACUGACUGAUGAAUCGUCUGUUGAAGUCAAGGAUGUCAGAAAUGCACCUUUGCCUUUCACGGUGAAGAUGUACGUUGAGGACAAAAACAGCCACCAAGGACCCAUUUCCGUCACUGUUGUAUCCACAAUGACAGUUGGCGAACUAAGAGAGAAGGUUUACCAGAACUUCGGGUUCCCACCUCACGUGCAGCGCUGGAUCUUAGGUAAGCGCCUCGCAGACGACGACUCAUGCACUCUCGACCAGCACAAAGUCACGUCGGAAGGUUGUCCAAUCUUCCUCUACCUCGUGGCACCUCAAGCGGACACUCAGGAGAGGAACCAGCAGCCUCAGCGGAAAACGGAAUACGCCUACGUCGAUGCUCCUGCGAAGCCCGUUCCUCCUUCUCCUGCUAGAAGUUUUAGAGAAGAAUGCAGUGAGGUUAUUUACGAGAAUCUAUGUUCGGAGAGGGAGGAAUACGAGCCUAUGGGCAGAAGCGAAGCCGCGGGGCCGAAGCCUGUGUCACAGCUCCGGCAAAUGCAGGAAGUCAAAUACGCUCCCGUGCCCCAAAAGGUUGAAAUCCGUUCGAAUGUCAAUGGAGUGGCUAGUUCGAAUGCCGGGUCAGCAAAUUCGUCCAGUAGUGGUAUAUAUCAGAAGCAAAACGUCCAAUAUGGGAAGGUUAAUCCGCCUACGAAGAAGAUUGAGGAGACGGUAUUGCAGCCAGUGCCAGCGAAAGGAACGAAGAGAGAAACAACGGAAAUGACCAUACAGCUGCAGGCCCCACAACAACAGCUACAACAACAGCAGCAGCAACAGCGACAACAGCAACAGGAACAGCAAAGACAACAACAACAGGAACAACAGCGACAGCAGCAGCAACGACAACAGCAGCAACAACAAGAACAACAACGACAACUACAACAGCAACAACAACAGCAAUUACUACUAAAACAACAACAGGAACAACAACUAUUACUACAAAGACAACAGCAACAACAACAGCAGCAGUACCGACAACAACCACAACAACAACACCAUCAACACCAACCACAACAACAGCCGACAGCUAAGCAAGAACCGUCCGCAUUAAACCCGCCACUACAACUCCCAGCACAAAAAACGGAAAAAUCACAAGACAGAUCGGAGCCGCUGCCGAACACAAAACCGCCCCAGCAGAAAGCAACACAGCCACAGCAAGUACAGCAACCGACGCCGAUCGUUGCCUCUGCCACCCAACCCCCCGGCGGCACAGCAGAAACGGUCGACAUCAGCAAGCAGCAAGCAAAAGCAGACAGCAGCGUACCAAAGAAGAAGAAUUCAGCGCAGAAGGGCUCCUCCCCGAAGCAGAAGCAGAAACGAGCGCAGCAACCUGAAAAAUCACAACCAACCAAAUCCAAGGAACAGCAUUUAGCACCAGCACCCUCACUGACGCAACUACAAGCACCCUCACAGACGCAACCACAAGCACCCUCGCAGACGCAACCACAAGCACCCUCGCAGACGCAACUACAAGCACCCUCACUGACGCAACCACAAGCACCCUCACAGACGCAACCACAAGCACGCUCACAGACGCAACCACAAGCACGCUCACAGACGCAACCACAAGCACCCUCACAGACCCAAACACAAGCACCAGCCCAAGCACAAGCUCUGGAGACCCCCAAGGCUGGCGCGCCGACGGGAGAGGACAGCGUAGGAGACGCCAGAACACUCACGGCGAAAGUGCACGGCUGGAUGUGCCCGACCUGUACUCUCGUCAAUCGGUGGGAGCGCCCUGGGUGUGAGGCGUGUGCAACCGAGAGACCGGGAUCGGAGCCCCUAGGCAAAGGGGCUGCGGCGGAAAAGGGCUCGGGCUUAGGUGCCGUUGUGUCAGCUCUAGAACGCCAGGGUUACGUGCCUAACCGAGAGCCUUUUGAAUGCCGGAUCUGUUUCCUUGACUUCGACGUGGGAGAAGGAACCGUUCUGAGGGACUGUCUUCACACCUUCUGUCGGGAAUGUUUAGCCAACGCCAUUAAAUACUCUGACACAGCCAUGGUUAAGUGUCCAUACCGGGACGACCAGUAUUCCUGUGAUUCUUCUCUGCAGGACAGAGAAAUUAAAGCUCUGGUGACACCUCAAGAAUACGAAAAACACUUAGCGAAGUCGGUAAAACAGGCCGAGGGAGCGAUGGAGAAUGUUUACCACUGCAAGACGCCCGAUUGUCCUGGUUUCUGUCAGUACGAAGAUAACGUUAACAUCUUCCAUUGCGAAGUCUGCAAGAAAGUCAAUUGUCUCACGUGUCAGGCUCAGCAUCCUGGCGUCAGCUGUAAGGAAUAUCAGGACGAUUUAGCGAAUAAGGUGGACGAGGCAGCCAUGAAGACGAAGAAAUUCUUUGAUGAUAUGAUCCGGCGCGGAGAUGGCUUGCCGUGUCCGAAAUGCUCCGUGAUGCUGGUGCGGAAAUGGGGCUGCGACUGGAUGCGGUGUCCGAUGUGUCGCACGGAGAUCUGCUGGGUUACGCGCGGUCCCAGAUGGGGUCCGGGGGGCCCUGGUGAUGUUUCAGGGGGCUGCAAGUGCGGCAUUCGAGGCCAAAAGUGCCACCCGAAGUGCACUUACUGCCAUUAGUAUUACGUCAUCAGUUUUUCCUCUCCCACUCUUUUUUUUAUCGCUUUUUGUAUUGCUUCCUUGAAGGAGCACACUAUAUAUGUAUACAUAAAAAUGCUUAAGUAUUUCCUAGUUUGUUGUUACUAACCAAAGUAAUAACAGAUCGCCUUUUCUGUUGAUAUGAAUUUUGUAGAGAUGUUAUUUUCACCAACAAACAGGCGACGAUUUGCGGCCGCGAUUUCUCACACAGAGAUUUUUCCUUUUUUUUCCAGGCCGCUCGCUGCCUCUGUCUAACCUUUUGUAUUUUAUUUAUUUAUUUUGGCCUCAGAGCCCUUUUUUGUAUAAAGCAACAAAUAACUUUAGAAUUCGCUAGGUAUUAAACAAAGAAUUUGUGAUUGGUCGCGCCUAGGUGUGAGUGCGAAGAAUCAGUCAGAAAUAUGUGACAAUAUUAAUUUUGUGGGCGUGUGAUUACUUACUUAUAUAUUUAGUACAUGCAUAUCAGAAUGCAUACUUUAACACACAAACACACACACACAUAU